AUGGAAUUCAGUCUUAAAAAGUGUGAGGCCGAAAUUCCCCACGCCAAAGGAGCCAAAAAAUGCGUUACAUCCUUAGACUCUAUGAUCGACUUCAAAAGUAGCACUACCAAUAACGGUGGUCAGUUAUUUGAUGAUCUUAAGGUGUUGAGUACAAGUCCACUUCUGAAAUCAGCCAAAGUAUUUCAACCUUACACAAUCAUUGAGCAGCUAAAAAGAGUCCCGAGCCCUAAAAUGACCGCGUGUCACAUGCUGACUUAUCCUUACGCGGUCUACUAUUGCCAUAACCCUGACCCUGAAAACCGAGUGUACGAAAUUAGUUUGUUGGGUGAGGAUGGUACUCGUGUUAACGCGGUUGCCAGUUGCCACAUGAACUCGAAUGCAUUUGACGCUAAUCUCGCGUGUUCCGUAUGUUCAACAUUGCACCCGGCUCUCCAGUUUGCCAUUUCCUCUCUUCUGAUGGCCUGCUUUGGGUGCCUGCUAACCCAUCCUUGA
Chenopodium quinoa (quinoa) is the source of this 492-nucleotide messenger RNA. Its product is annotated as BURP domain-containing protein 17-like. The record is from RefSeq and is a predicted model, not a curated record. Lineage: Eukaryota; Viridiplantae; Streptophyta; Magnoliopsida; Caryophyllales; Amaranthaceae. Bases 1 to 492 code for a protein of 163 amino acids. The transcript has a single exon.